AUGGCAAUGGUAACUGAUCAUGAACGUCGUAAGCAAAUCAGCGUACGUGGAAUUGCUCAAGUGGAAAAUGUUACAAACAUAAAAAAUUCAUUUAACCGUCAUCUUCACUUCUCCAUCAUCAAGGAUCGAAAUGUAGCAACACCUCGAGAUUAUUACUUUGCUCUGGCAAAUACUGUCAGAGAUCAUUUAGUGAGCCGAUGGAUUCGUACGCAACAAUAUUACUACGACAAAGACCCAAAACGUGUCUACUACUUGUCGUUGGAAUUUUAUAUGGGUCGAACGCUAUCCAACACGAUGAUGAAUAUCGGUAUUCAAGCAGCUAUCGAUGAAGCUUUAUAUCAGCUUGGUCUUGAUGUGGAAGAACUACAAGAAAUCGAAGAAGAUGCUGGUCUUGGAAAUGGUGGUCUUGGUCGCUUGGCAGCAUGUUUCCUUGAUUCAAUGGCUACUUUGGGUAUUGCUGCUUAUGGAUAUGGUUUGCGCUACGAAUAUGGUAUUUUCAAGCAACUCAUUCAGGAUGGUUGGCAAGUUGAAGAACCAGAUGAUUGGUUACGAUUUGGUAAUCCAUGGGAGAAAUCUCGUCCGGAAUAUAUGCUACCGGUCAAUUUUUAUGGAAAAGUUGAGAAAGAUGCAAAUGGCAAAAAUAAAUGGGUCAAUACACAAUUGGUGUUUGCAAUGCCAUAUGAUACACCUGUUCCUGGUUUUCGGAAUAAUGUUGUAAACAGCUUGCGUUUGUGGUCAGCGAAAGCAGAAAAUAAAUUCCAGUUGAAGUUCUUCAAUGAUGGUGAUUAUGUGCAAGCAGUGAUGGACCGUAACAUCUCCGAGAAUAUUACUCGUGUCUUGUAUCCCAAUGAUAAUGUUUUCAUUGGCAAGGAACUCCGUCUAAAGCAACAGUAUUUCCUGGUAGCAGCCACCUUGCAGGAUAUCAUCAGGCGUUUCAAAUCAAGCAAAUACGGUUGUCGUGAUGCUGUUAGAUCAAGUCUGGACAGUUUUCCUGAAAAGGUGAUUAUGAUUAAAUUAUACUACGGAAAUGGUCUGAUGUCGCUUCCAUCUGAUAUUUUUGAUCGCAAGAGAUUGCCAUUCAACAAAGCUUUCGAUAUCUGCGUAAAAACAUUUGCAUACACAAACCAUACGCUUUUGCCAGAAGCUCUUGAACGAUGGCCAGUAUCAUUGCUUGGAAAUUUACUGCCGAGACACUUGGAAAUCAUAUACCAAAUUAAUCAAGUUUUCAUGGACGCAAUAGCUGCACGAUAUCCAGGGGAUUUCAGUCGUAUGCGUCGUAUGUCAAUUGUGGAAGAAGAGGAUGCUUUUGGUGAGAAACGAAUUAACAUGGCACACUUAUGUAUCGUUGGCUCACAUGCAAUCAACGGUGUUGCUGCUUUACAUUCGGAUUUGCUGAAAAAAACCGUAUUCAAAGAUUUCUAUGAGUUUUUCCCAGAUCGAUUUCAAAACAAAACCAAUGGCAUAACACCUCGACGUUGGCUUCUGUUAUCAAAUCCAUCUCUUGCUGAUGUUAUCUGUGAGAAAAUCGGGGAAGACUGGAUUACGGAUCUUGACAAAUUGCAAGAACUAAAGAAAUUUGCUGGCGAUUUAGGCUUUUUGGAUUCGAUCCGCCGAGUGAAGCAAGAAAAUAAAAUGCGUUUGGCGCAAUAUCUGGAAGACAAAUAUAAUGUUAAAAUCAAUCCGUCCAGUAUUUUUGAUAUUCACGUUAAGCGAAUCCACGAAUAUAAGCGCCAACUGUUGAACGUAUUGCAUGUUAUCACACUUUAUAAUCGUAUUAAAGCUGAUCCAAAUGCAAAUAUUGUUCCGCGUACUGUAAUAUUUGGAGGAAAGGCAGCACCAGGAUAUCAUAUGGCGAAGCAAAUUAUCAAACUAAUCGGCUGUGUUGCAGAUAUAAUAAAUUAUGAUACAAUUGUUGGGGAUAAACUGAAGGUGAUAUUUUUGGAAAAUUAUCGCGUUUCAUUAGCAGAAAAAAUUAUUCCAGCUGCAGAUCUUAGUGAACAGAUCUCAACUGCUGGCACGGAAGCUAGUGGAACGGGUAACAUGAAAUUCAUGUUGAACGGUGCGCUAACCAUUGGUACACUUGAUGGUGCUAAUAUAGAAAUGAUGGAAGAAAUGGGUCGUGAAAAUAUUUUCAUCUUCGGUAUGGAAGUUGAUGAUGUCACUGAACUUAAUAAAAGAGGUUACAAUCCAGAAGAUUUCAUUAAGAGAAACCCACAGCUUGCAAAAAUCGUCGAGCAAAUUGAGAGUGGUUUCUUCACUCCUGAUCAGCCUGAUUUACUGCGCGAUGUUGCGAUGGCGUUGAGGAAAUGGGAUCGUUUUAUGGUGUGUGCUGAUUAUGAUGCAUUCAUCAACUGUCAGCUAAAAGUGGAAGAAACUUAUCAGGAUACGGAUAAAUGGACAAGGAUGGCCUUAAUGAACAUUGCAAGUAGCGGCAAAUUCAGUACGGACCGUACAAUUGCAGAAUAUGCUCGGGAAAUUUGGGACGUGGUACCAGGCGAACUUAAAUUGCCGGCACCAUUCGAAUCUGAACAACAGCAGCAGAAUAGCAAAUAA
Molecule: messenger RNA, 2553 nt
Organism: Cercopithifilaria johnstoni
Lineage: Eukaryota; Metazoa; Nematoda; Chromadorea; Rhabditida; Onchocercidae
Source: the annotation of a GenBank genome assembly